AUGAUUGGAGUCGGAAGGAAAAUUCUUCGAAAAUUCGAUGAAUCCACCAAAGACACCUCUGACUUAGUGCUGAAAGUUGAGGACAAAAAAUUCCACGUUUCCAGGAUGUUUCUUGCCGGGCAAUCCCCUGUCUUCUAUACUAUGCUUCUGGGAAGUUUCAAAGAAUCCAAAAAAAACGAAGUUGUUCUCAAAGACACCAGUGCCUCCGAUUUCCAAAUCUUCUUAGAGGCAUUAUACGGCGAACCAUCAAUUGAAGACGAUACCGUGAAUGCCAUUCCAACGCUCGCUGAUAAAUACAACACAAAAACAGUGAGAGCUCAGUGUGAAACGUUUCUCGUGAGAGAUUCGAUAAAAAGCGCCAAAGAGAAGCUGAAAUUAGCAAAACAAUACGAUUUCAAUAGACUGAAGAAUAAAUGCCUUGCUGGAGUCAAGACAAUGAACGAUGUUCGUGAAUGUUUGGCUGGAAAUUUAUCAGAUAUGGAUCAAUCUGUGGUUUCUUUUCUUCUUCAAAAAGCGGUUACCUUUGAUUUAAACUGA
Molecule: messenger RNA, 537 nt
Organism: Caenorhabditis briggsae
Lineage: Eukaryota; Metazoa; Nematoda; Chromadorea; Rhabditida; Rhabditidae
Exons: 4
Coding region: 1-537 (178 amino acids)
Molecular function (GO): protein binding
Source: RefSeq, a predicted model, not a curated record